This is a messenger RNA of Triticum dicoccoides, 2083 nucleotides long. RefSeq lists its product as uncharacterized. Gene Ontology annotation, molecular function: zinc ion binding. The transcript is spliced from 8 exons. Lineage: Eukaryota; Viridiplantae; Streptophyta; Magnoliopsida; Poales; Poaceae. Bases 241 to 1761 code for a protein of 506 amino acids. The record is from RefSeq and is a predicted model, not a curated record.
UCACAUCCCACUACCGCCCACGCUGCCAACCGAAUCGCCUGCACCACUAGCAGAGGCAGCAGAGCCAGACCCCAAUCGUCGCCGCCCCCUCCGCCCCUCCAUUAGACUUCCCACUCCAGCUUUGGCCACACCUCCCACCGUUUCAAUUCAAACCAACCGGUUGAAGGCAGAGGGAGAGGGAGAGGAGUGUGUUCUUGAGCAACCCACCCACGGCUCCAAUCCAGGAGCUGCGUGCAGGCCAUGGAUUCCCCACGGACGGAGCAGCAGAGUAGCAGCAGCGGUACUACUUCUACCAUCACAAAUCCAAUGCAAGGAGUCGGAGGAGGAGGCGGCCCUACGCCUGACGACCAGCGGGCCAAGAGGCCGCCGCACCUCUCCAUCGACAUCCCGGCGGCGACCAGCGCCCCCCUCACACCGACGGCGGCGGCAGAGGCAGAAGCCGUAGCUGCAACUCCGGGCUCCACCGCCAGCAGAACACCAGGUUCUGCCUCGGGUUCCGGCAAGAACGGUGCCCCAGCCAAGUCCCCAGCGCCGCAGCGCACGCCGUCCUUCAUGCUGCGGCAGACGGUGCGGAGCCUCCUGCCGGGAGGGGGCAGCUUCAAGUCCUCGGUCAGAGGCUACGAGGCCUCCCUCUCCAGGCUCUUCAGCGGAAGGAUCGCCAGGACGGCCUCGCUCCCGGCCGUGGACCACGCCCUGGCGGCCUCCGUGCACGCCGCCGACAAGACUCCGCCCAGCGUUCCUGCCGCCGCCGCUGACAACAAGACGGGCAUGCACCGCUCGCAGUCCCUCCCCAUGAACAUGAAGAAGUUCAGCUCCGCCAAGAGCAUCAAGAGGAUGAACUCGCUCGGCGGCGUGUACCGCGUCGUCCCCUCCACGCCGCGAGCCACCGCCGCCGCCACCGCCGCGACCAGCAAUGCCGCGCCGGACAUAGUCCCCACAGAACCAGGGGUCGGAGAGGGGGAAGACGACCAUGGGGAGGACAUCGCGGAGGAGGAGGCGGUGUGCCGGAUCUGCAUGGUGGAGCUCUCCGAGGGAGGCGGCGCCAUGAAGCUCGAGUGCUCCUGCAGGGGUGAGCUCGCACUAGCCCACACCGACUGCGCCCUCAAGUGGUUCGGCAUCAAGGGCACCAGGACCUGCGAGGUGUGCAAGCAGGAGGUCCAGAACCUCCCCGUCACCCUGCUACGCGUCCAGAGCACGCGCGGCGGCGACGCCAGCCGUGCCGGUGCCGGCGCCAACGGGCCGCGGUACGUCCGGUACAGGCUGUGGCAUGGGACACCUAUCCUGGUGGUCAUCAGCAUCCUGGCAUACUUCUGCUUCUUGGAGCAACUGCUGGUUGCGCAUAACGGCUUCGCCGCCCUGGCGAUAUCGCUGCCCUUCUCGUGCAUCCUAGGCCUCUUCUCAUCACUCACCACAACAAGCAUGGUGGCGAGGAGAUACGUGUGGAUCUACGCCGCGAUCCAGUUCCUCUUCGUCGUGUUCUUCACGCAUUUGUUCUACAGAUAUCUGCAUCUGCAGGCUGUGAUAUCCAUCAUCCUGGCAACCUUUGCGGGUUUCGGCGUGGGGAUGAUCGGCAACUCCAUCAUCAUCGAGGUGCUCAGGUGGAGGACGAUGGCCCCUGCCCACCAGCGCCAUGCUCGCAGGCCACCACGUGUCGCCCAGCAGCAGCAGCCAGCUCCGGCAUCCAGUCAGCCUUCAGCUGCAGAGGAGGGACAGCGUAGCGCCACCGUCGACGUCGAGAACCCCGCCAUCCCUCAAGCAUAGAUCAUAUGUAGUUUGUAGCCAUGUGCUGUUGGUUGAUGCUUGAGAGCCUGGGACCCUUGCUGUGUAGUAUAUGGUAGAACAAAGAGGUUGUCUGGAAGUUCUUUUUUCGUGGUCUGGAUGCAAAAUCUGAGUUUUUUUGUUGUUGCAGCAUGUGGUGAGUACAUGUGGUACAAUGUGUUUUUUUGUCUGGAUGCAACGUCUUGUAUUUAGGAACGGAGGGAGUACAAUGUUAUAUAGCAGCUCCUGAAGAAGGAUUCAGCAAAAUGUGUCAUGGUGUACAAAGUAUGUCAGGCAUAUAUAUAGCUAAGCUCUCUGCUCUGCA